This is a messenger RNA of Emys orbicularis (European pond turtle), 6195 nucleotides long. It is a transcript of the gene ANK1, whose product is annotated as ankyrin 1. The transcript is spliced from 44 exons. Gene Ontology annotation, cellular component: cytoplasm. NCBI's taxonomy places the organism in Eukaryota, Metazoa, Chordata, Testudines, Emydidae. Gene Ontology annotation, biological process: signal transduction. The record is from RefSeq and is a predicted model, not a curated record. Bases 53 to 5917 code for a protein of 1954 amino acids. Gene Ontology annotation, molecular function: protein binding.
UUGUUUUGGAGGCAGAACUCACUGUGCAUCUGUGCAGACCCCAAGCACGGACAUGGGGGCUUCCUUUUCACCAAUAGGGAUGCCAGACCUGCUGCACCUACGGAAAUGGGCAAUGCCAGGAAGAAUAUCUCCUCCCAUUGGACUAAACUGUCCCGGAAAACUGCCCGGGAGACCGAAAGGCACAGAGACUCGGUCCAGACAGUUUGAAGACAGAAAAAUACAAAUGGCUUCUCUGUGUAUGGAGGCAAUGAGUGCGUGUGGGCGUGCAAUUACUUGUGCCGAUGCUGCAACCAGCUUUCUGAGGGCUGCGAGAUCCGGGAACCUGGACAAAGCCUUGGACCACCUGAGGAAUGGGGUAGAUAUUAACACCUGCAAUCAGAACGGGCUGAACGCCCUGCAUCUGGCCUCCAAGGAAGGCCACGUGAAGAUGGUGGCUGAGCUGCUGCACAAGGAAAUCGUUUUAGAAACGACAACCAAGAAGGGGAACACGGCCCUGCACAUCGCAGCCCUGGCAGGACAGGAGGACGUGGUCCGGGAGCUGGUGAACUAUGGGGCAAACGUCAAUGCGCAGUCGCAGAAAGGCUUCACGCCCCUCUACAUGGCAGCGCAGGAAAAUCACCUGGAAGUCGUCAAAUUCCUGCUGGAAAGCGGCGCCAACCAAAAUGUAGCCACAGAGGACGGCUUCACGCCGCUGGCCGUCGCUCUGCAGCAGGGGCAUGAGAACGUGGUCGCCCACCUCAUCAACUAUGGGACGAAGGGGAAGGUCCGUCUGCCCGCCCUGCACAUCGCUGCCCGCAACGAUGACACCAGAACGGCCGCGGUGCUCCUGCAGAAUGACCCCAACGCCGACGUCCUCUCCAAGACCGGAUUUACCCCCCUGCACAUCGCGGCUCACUACGAGAACCUCAACGUGGCCCAGCUCCUGCUGAACCGCGGUGCUAGCGUCAACUUCACCCCACAGAACGGGAUUACUCCGCUGCAUGUGGCCUCCCGCCGGGGCAACGUCAUCAUGGUGCGGCUGCUGCUGGACCGAGGGGCCCAGAUAGAGACAAGGACCAAGGACGAGCUGACUCCCCUGCACUGUGCAGCCAGGAAUGGACACGUGCGAAUCAUGGAGAUCCUGCUGGACCACGGGGCUCCCAUCCAAGCAAAAACCAAGAACGGCCUGUCGCCCAUUCACAUGGCGGCUCAGGGGGACCACCUGGACUGCGUGCGGCUGCUGCUGCAGUACAACGCUGAGAUCGACGACAUCACGCUGGACCACCUCACGCCGCUGCAUGUGGCCGCGCACUGCGGGCACCACCGCGUGGCCAAGAUGCUGCUGGACAAGGGGGCCAAGCCCAAUGCCCGAGCACUGAAUGGCUUUACGCCCCUGCACAUCGCCUGCAAGAAGAACCACAGCCGGGUGAUGGAGCUGCUGCUGAAGACUGGUGCCUCCAUCGAUGCUGUCACGGAGUCUGGCCUGACCCCUCUGCACGUGGCCGCUUUCAUGGGGCACCUGUCCAUCGUCAAGAUCUUGCUCCAGCGCGGCGCGUCCCCCAACGUCUCCAAUGUGAAGGUGGAGACACCCCUGCACAUGGCAGCCAGAGCCGGGCACACGGAUGUGGCCAAGUACCUGCUGCAGAACAAAGCCAAAGUAAAUGCCAAAGCCAAGGAUGACCAGACUCCGUUGCACUGCGCCGCACGCAUUGGCCACACGAGCAUGGUGAAGCUUCUGCUGGAGAACAACGCCAACCCCAACCUGGCCACCACAGCCGGGCACACACCCCUGCACAUCACUGCCCGGGAGGGGCAUGUGGACACCGCCCUGGCACUGCUGGACAAGGAGGCCUCGCAGGCCUGCAUGACCAAGAAAGGAUUUACCCCUCUCCACGUUGCAGCCAAAUACGGGAAGGUGGAUGUGGCCAGGGUGCUGCUGGAGCAUGAUGCCCACCCCAAUGCGGCAGGGAAGAACGGCCUGACCCCGCUGCACGUGGCUGUCCACCACAAUAACCUGGAGAUCGUGAGGCUGCUGCUGCCCAAGGGGAGCUCCCCGCACUGCUCAGCCUGGAACGGCUACACCCCCCUGCACAUUGCAGCCAAGCAGAACCAGCUGGAGGUGGCCAGCAGCCUGCUGCAGUACGGGGCCUCUGCUAAUGCUGAGUCCAUGCAGGGCGUGAUGCCUCUGCACCUCGCUGCCCAGGAGGGGCACGCAGACAUGGCGGCGCUGCUCAUCUCCAAACAGGCCAAUGGGAACCUGGGCAACAAGAGUGGCCUGACUCCUCUGCACCUGGUAGCCCAAGAGGGGCAUGUGCCAGUCGCGGAUGUUCUGAUCAGACAUGGUGUCACGGUGGAUGCAGCAACCCGGAUGGGCUACACCCCGCUGCACGUGGCCAGCCAUUACGGGAACAUCAAGCUGGUGAAAUUUUUGCUGCAGCACCAGGCAGAUGUCAAUGCAAAGACCAAGCUAGGGUUCACCCCUCUGCAUCAGGCCGCGCAGCAGGGUCACACAGAUAUUGUCACGCUGCUGCUGAAGCACAGGGCCUCCCCCAACGAGGUCAGCACGAAUGGCACCACGCCCCUGGCCAUCGCUAAGCGCCUCGGCUACAUCUCUGUCACGGACGUGCUAAAAUUAGUUACAGAAGAAACCAGCAUCCCGUUGGUCAGUGACAAGCACCGCAUGAGCUUCCCUGAGACAGUAGAUGAGAUCCUGGAUGUGUCCGAGGACGAAGGCUCUGCUCAGGUCACUGUCAUGGGGGAGGAGCUGGCUGACCCCAGGCCUGAGAAGCAGGAUUCCAGGGAGCAGGAUGAGGAGAAGGAGAUGGAGUUUGUCCCCAAGCUGGAUCAAGUGGUGGAGUCUCCAGCCAUCCCGCGGAUCCCGUGCGUCACACCUGAGACCAUGGUGGUCAGACGGGAGGAGUCUGAGCAGCCGUCCAAGGAGUUUGACGAAGACUCCCUAAUCCCCAGCAGCCCCGCGACAGAGACCUCGGACAACAUCAGCCCGGUGGCCAGCCCCGUGCACACAGGGUUCCUGGUGAGCUUCAUGGUGGACGCCCGUGGCGGCUCCAUGAGGGGCAGCCGACACAAUGGGCUGCGAGUGAUCAUCCCCCCCCGGACCUGCGCCGCGCCCACCCGCAUCACCUGCCGCCUAGUCAAGCCGCAGAAACUGACAACUCCACCGCCCCUGGCUGAGGAGGAGGGUCUGGCCAGUAGGAUCAUCGCGCUGGGGCCUGCUGGCGCCCAGUUCCUGAGCCCUGUGAUUGUGGAGAUCCCACACUUUGCGUCGUACGGGCGGCGGGAUCGGGAGCUAGUGGUGCUGCGCAGCGAGAACGGCUCCGUCUGGAAGGAGCACCGCAGCCGCUACAGCGAGAGCUACCUGGACCAGGUGCUCAACGGCAUGGACGAAGAGCUGGAGAGCCUGGAGGAGCUGGAGAAGAAGAGGAUCUGCCGCAUCAUCAGCACCGAUUUCCCCCUCUACUUCGUGGUUAUGUCCCGUGUCUGCCAGGACUGCGACCUGAUUGGCCCCGAUGGGGGGUGUCUGAAGAGUACGCUGGUUCCCAUGGUACAGGCCACCUUCCCGGAGACAGCCGUCACCAAGAGAGUCAAACUGGCUCUGCAGGCACAGCCCGUGCCGGAUGAGCUGGUGACGAAGCUGCUGGGGAACCAGGCGACCUUCAGUCCCAUCGUCACCGUGGAGCCGCGCCGCAGGAAGUUCCACCGGCCCAUCGGGCUCCGCAUCCCGCUCCCGCCCUCCUGGAAGGACAAUCCCCGAGACAGCGGGGAGGGCGACACCACCAGCCUGCGCCUGCUCUGCAGCGUUAUCGGAGGCACAGACCAAGCGCAGUGGGAGGAUAUCACAGGAACCACAAAGCUGGUCUAUGCCAACGAGUGUGCCAACUUCACCACCAACGUGUCCGCCAGGUUCUGGCUGGCGGAUUGCCCGCGCACGGCCGAGGCCGUCCAUUUUGCCACCAUGCUGUACAAGGAGCUGACGGCCGUGCCCUACAUGGCCAAGUUCGUGGUGUUUGCCAAGAUGAACAAUGCACGGGAGGGGCGACUGCGCUGCUACUGCAUGACUGACGACAAGGUGGACAAGACGCUGGAGCAGCACGAGAACUUCCAUGAAGUGGCCCGCAGCAGGGACAUUGAGGUGCUGGAGGGGAUGCCUCUGCAUGUUGAGCUCUCGGGGAACCUGGUGCCUGUCAAGAAGGCCACGCAGCAGCGCAGCUUCCACUUCCAGUCCUUCCAGGAGAACCGGCUGGCCAUCCCCGUCAAGGUGCGGGACAGCAGCCGGGAGGCAGGUGGCUCACUCUCCUUCCUGCGCAAGGCCAUGAAGUACGAGGACUUGCAGCAUGUCCUGUGCCACCUGAACAUCACCAUGCCACCAUGCACCAAGGGGACCGGCAGCGAGGAGCGAAGGAGGACUCUGACACCGUUGGCUCUGCGAGAGAGAUACAGCAUCCUCAGUGAGAGCACUCUGGGCUCUCUAAGCGGCACGGAGAAGGCUGACGUGAAGAUGGCUGUUAUCUCGGAGCAACUGGGCCUCAGCUGGGCUGAGCUGGCCCGGGAGCUGCAGUUUGGGGUGGACGAUAUCAACAGGAUCCGGGUAGAGAACCCCAACUCCCUGCUGGAGCAGAGUGUGGCCCUGCUCAACCUGUGGGUCAGCCGUGAGGGCAAGAAUGCCAAGAUGGAGAAUCUGUACGCGGCCCUGAGGAGCAUUGACCGCAGCGAGAUUGUCAACAUGCUGGAGGGCUCAGGCCGGCAGAGCCGCAGCCUGAAGGGCGACCGGCAUUACACUGACAAGGACUAUUCCCUCUCGCCCUCCCAGAUGAAUGGUUACACUUCGCUGCAGGAUGAGCUCCUCUCCCCUGCCUCCCUGCAGUACACGCUGCCGUCCCCGCUGCGUGCAGACCAGUACUGGAACGAGGUGGCCAUCCUGGACGCCAUCCCCAUGGCCCCCACUGAGCAGGACGCCCUGCUGGAGCUGUCCGACAUGCAGGUGUGGUCCUCGGGGCUCACCCCCUCGCUGGUAACUGCCGAAGACUCCUCCCUGGAGUGCAGCAAGGCCGAGGACUCGGACGCCGUGAGUGAAGGCCGCUUCCCGGGGCAGCUGCUGGAUGACGUGCACGGCCCGGACCACCUGGGCUCACUGGAUCUGGCUGAGGACGACACAGUGGAUUCAGAUGCCAUGAAUGGCCUUAUCGACCUGCUGGAGCAGGAGGAAGGUCAGAGGUCAGAGGUGAAACUGCCAGCCUGUGAGCGCCAGGCCGGGCUGGCGGGGGAGCAGGGCUCGGAGGAUGAAGUCUCUUUUGUUUCAGGCCAGCAGAGGGUGCAGGCCAGGAUCCUGGAGUCGCCAACUGUGAGCCGAGUCGUGGAGAGGAGCAAGGGCAGGCUGAGGGACUGGAAUGCAGAAGGCUCCUUUGUCUCCUGCCUGCAGGACCUGCCUGAGGGCUCCUGGCAGGAGGGGGUCCCCAGAAGCCCACGUCUGCUGCCCAGAGCGGCCCCUGGUGCAGCCCCCCAGGGGAGGGGCCAGGAGCAGGUUCUGGGGCCCCCGGCCGAGCGUCUGCGAAUCGACCCCCCCGAGGAGAGCGACUGGCAGCCCCAGCACACGAGGAGCCAGGACUACAGCCAGUGGCUGGAGGAGGCGGAUAGCAGCUUCUUCAGGCAAACAAGGGGCAAUCAGAUUCAGGAUAUUCCGGGGGAGCAGGUGACCGAGGAGCAAUUCACUGACGAGCAAGGCAACAUUGUCACCAAGAAGAUCAUCCGGAAGGUGGUGCGGCGGAUCAGCGCGGGAGACGAGGAGAAGGAGGUGAUUCUUGAGGGCUCUCUGCAGGAGCCCCAGGAGCUGGAAGCUGAGGCAGAUCACUUUAUGAAAUAUGCCAUCCUGCAUCAGGACAGUCUGGGCACCAAGGAUCUCACCUCCACCCCGAACCACUGAACUGCAGCCACGUGCGGCCAGCCCCGCGAGGCGAGGCGAGAGCGGACAGGCGACGGGAGCAGGGCUGGCUGUACACGUUGCUCUAGGCUAAUGGCAUGACUUCUGUAAGAGACUUACUUCCCGUCCUAUUCGCAUGAUUGACUGACUGCCAACGCAUGAGCCACAGUUCUUACUACGGACGGGGACCCCAGGAGCCAGCAGCACCCGGGGCAGCAUUUCCCUGGCAGCGACAGGACUCUGCUGCCUGCACCCUGACUCCGGACGGAGGCUGCGGCUAU